AUGUCUACAGUGUCUACCACUACAACGGAGAAGGACGAAAAGCCAGAGAGGCCGGAUAUGUCUGAUGGUUUGCAGAUCGCUCAACCUGAGACAUAUCCCGAGGCUGUCAACCGCUACUGUGCCAACGGCGAUACGAAGCUACCUCAAAUCAACGAUGAUGAUGAUGAUGAUGAUGAUGAUGAUGAUGAUGAUGAUGAUGAUGAUGAUGACGACGAAGGUGGACGUGGUCGUCCGCCGCGGACGCGAUCAUCACGCCUGCGUGGCUCUCACGAUAUCAUAUCAUGCCGCACUGCAAUGGACAGCGAUCAGGAUCAAGCUCCUCACAUUCAGGUCCCGCCUGAUAUGUGGAAGAAGUUUUUUGCUCACCGGCGACGCAAAUACUGGUUCACUCUCGCCAUGUCGUUCACCAUUGUGGCUGCACUUGUGGGCACCAGUAUAGGUGGAGGACUUAUGGUGCAAGAGAAGGCUGAUAAGAAGGCCGAAGCACUUGCCGCCGCGCAAGCUGCGGCGAGUUCGAGCAUGGAGCUGAUACCCACACCCACAUCGGCGAGUCCAUCGGAUAGCUCAGCGGAUGCUCCAUCAGAUACUCCAAUGGAAACCCCAUCAGUCGGAUCUGAGGACACGGGGACGCACUACACCGCGAGACCGUUCGGCGCCAUACAGUCAAUCAACGCAACAUGCCCAUCGACGCUUCUUAUCUCGAGUCGACUCACUAAUAUCCUAGACACCACCCUCAUGAGCUUCACCGCAUACACUUUGGAGCAAUGCGUCGACGCGUGCAGUCAAUACAGCGCCAUGAACGCAAGCAAUACAUGCAAAGCCGCUGUGAUUAGCCCUGACUUUAGCGCGAGGUACGAGACUGAGAAUGGCGCGAAUUGCUGGUUGAAGAGUGGGAGCGGGGAUGCGAGUACGGGGCAGAGUGGGUAUACAGCGGCGGUGCUGCGGGAGGAUUGA
Molecule: messenger RNA, 954 nt
Organism: Alternaria rosae
Lineage: Eukaryota; Fungi; Ascomycota; Dothideomycetes; Pleosporales; Pleosporaceae
Exons: 3
Coding region: 1-954 (317 amino acids)
Source: RefSeq, a predicted model, not a curated record